Messenger RNA from Tremella mesenterica DSM 1558, 1869 nucleotides. RefSeq lists its product as uncharacterized. Lineage: Eukaryota; Fungi; Basidiomycota; Tremellomycetes; Tremellales; Tremellaceae. The transcript has 10 exons. Gene Ontology annotation, biological process: phospholipid biosynthetic process. Gene Ontology annotation, cellular component: endoplasmic reticulum membrane. The coding region runs from base 1 to 1794 and encodes 597 amino acids. The record is from RefSeq and is a predicted model, not a curated record. Gene Ontology annotation, molecular function: glycerone-phosphate O-acyltransferase activity; glycerol-3-phosphate O-acyltransferase activity.
AUGCCCUUCGGAGCUUCUCACAAACCACUCGUCUUCCUAGCUCAUUCCGCUAUCGCCUCCUUCUUCAGACGCAUCGAGGUCUACGGCUCGGACAAUGUACCCCAGGAAGGUCCCAUCAUCUUCGCUUGCAGUCAUGCCAAUAUGGCCGUGGACCCGUCGGUUUUGAGCUCAACCGUUCCCCACGGCUAUUCUUUGCAUUACUGGGUCAAAGAUUCUCUUUUCAAGAACCCAGCCCUUGGGGCCCUCCUCCUCAAUGCUGGCAACAUCCCCGUCGAUAGAAAGACCAAGAACAAUCAAAAGCUAUUCCGAGGUACUUUUGAAGUGCUUGCCUUGGGCGAAUGUAUCGGGGUCUUUCCAGAGGGAACAUCCCACACUGAACCUCAUCUCAUUCCUCUGAAGGACGGAACGUCGUGGGCAGCCCUGGAAUAUGUACGUUAUCUCUUGGGGACAGAAGAAAACGGAGGCCCCAAGCCAGGGAAGAAGGCAGUGAUUGUACCAGUGGGCAUAGCGUACAGUGACAAGUCACAUUACCGGAGUAAAGUAGUUGUGCACUAUGGCCGGCCCAUUGAAACGGCUGCUUACGAAGAGGAGUUCUUAAGCCCAGAAGAAGGCAUAGCUAAGAACGUUGUAAAGCGCCUGACGAGGACCAUUGAGAUCGAGUUGAGGAAAAUGACAGUUAACGCUCCUGACUGGGAAACGGCUUUUGCGGCGCAAAUGGCCAGAGAGUUAUUAUGGGAAGAUGAAGACGCCUUGGCGUUGACGGACUUCGUGGACGUUUCUCAGACACUUGUGGACCUGUUUACGACCACUUCGAACGACCGCAUCACUAAACUAAAAGCACUACUGGCCACUUACCAUAGACUGCUCACUUCUUCCCGGAUUUCAAAUUCUGCUUUGACAGAUAUACCUCUUCCUCAAACUCUAGACCCAUCUCUCAAGAUAUCUCUCCCGUCUCGCUUUUCCCCUCUGUGGCUGCUCGUCAAGGACUCCCUCGUCGCGGCCGUCCAACUCCCGUUCUUCGUCGUUCCCCUGCUCACUCAUCUACCGGUGUAUAUUGUUGGAGUACUCGGUGCGAGACUGGUAGAGGAUGAGCUCGAGACACAAGCGCAGAUGAAGAUUGCAUUUGGUCUGAUCUUGAGCUUCCUCACAUACCCAGUCCUGUUCUUCACCUUCUGGGCCAUGUUCCGGCAAUUCACCCUCGGCGUGGCUUUAGCGGCUGGACUUGUGUGGCUUCUUGGCAGAUACCACUCAGCAUUGAUUGAUCCCAACUAUAAUGCGAUGAAACGGCUCGUGGCUGCGUGGCGUAUCUUGAUUGGCCUGUGGCUUCCUCAACAAUUUGACAUGCCUUUGCCCUCCUUCAUCGCUUCGUCAUCGCUUUUCGCCCCGGAUCCUCCCAAAGUUGCCGGCUUGCCACCACAAGCGACUCCUGAGAAGUACAAGCGCCCGAAACGACUCCCCUCCCGAGUCCUCGUUCGACACGUGCUACGCAUCCGUCUCGAGGCCGCCAGAGAACUGGCCGAUGUUCUCCUUCAGCUAGAACAAACCGACGGCGAGCUCUACUCAUCUCCAUGGCUGGCGGAGUCAUACGGAGGCGAAGUGUUGAACAUCUCGAAGGAGGACGAGGAGCGACUCGAGUGGGAGCGACCUUUGCCCGUCGGCAGACGUGGAGGAAAGGAGGUUGUGGGAUUCUUGAGGACCAAGGGGGGCAGAUUGGGGCUGGGACACGUGGGUGGGCAUUGGGCUGCUAGUGAUGGGGAAGAGACGGACGUGAAGGGCAGUGACGAGGCAUCAUAAUCUUUGGUAUGCUUGACGAAAAGGUUUCGUAGUGAUGUUCUGUAGGACUAGAGUGAUGGACGAAAGUGCUCCUUC